GAGGAGUUUCGCUGACGUUGACGCUAUCUUCAUCCUUUGCCGUCUGGAGCGCUGUUACAUCAAACGAUAGCGUGGCGUUUUCCUUGCUCCGCCUUCGUUAACAAUAGAAAAACGUUAGGUGUGAAAUCAUUUUCGUAGUCAAAACGCAGUAGGCGCCUAAUAUAGAAGCCAUUUUCCUUGGUCGUGUUUGAUUGUUAUUCCAAUCCAAGUUUUCUUAAUUUACUUAACCUUAGACAAAAACAAAAAUGAUUAGUCCUACACGAUGCCAACCCCUGGAAGAUUUCCCUCUUUAUUACCCAUUUGGAAGCACUCGAGUUCGAAACGUUCUGAAAUAUUUCAAAGAUCAAAGCUCUGGUGAGAAGACUAAUAGUAAAACUACUCAGGUUCUCUUUCUUGGAUCUGGGGACAUGAGGGAAACUCUUCAGGCAACAACAGCUGAGCAUGUCCAAAAUUUUCACUUCCAUCUUAAUGAUAAUUGUCCAUCAAUUGUGGCUCGCAACAUCAUGAUCUUGAAAAUUCUGUCAGCUCAAGGUUUUGAUCCCAAUAAGGAAGAAGAUUUCAGCUUUCUGUGGGAUGUUUGGUAUAAUACCGAGUGGUCAGAGAUCACUAGAAAACGAUUUCUCAUUGUUUUAAAUGAUCUGUUGGAUGAGAAGUUACCAGAAAAUGUUAUUGUUCCUGAUCCAAACCAUUACAAAAGUCUGAAGAAAAUAUGGAAAGUUUGGCACACUAUUCUUCAAGAAGCCAAUCAGAUUCUGAAACGCUGUUGUGUGAAGCCAAGAAAAAGAGAUCUGAACUUCUUGUGACAUCACACGAAUUUACCGUUAACCCCCCUCGCAAUUCAGAUGAAAAAAUAACCCAUGCCAAAGCUUAUUCAAGAGCAGUAAACGAGAUCACCCAGUAUUUAAUGAAGAGAAAUGCGAUUGGAGACCUGGAAGACUCUGUGGGGCGGAUAAUUGAGCAGGAAUUUCAAGCGUUUUACAAAAGAGGCAACUGCCGAUUCAAAAAUGAAUUGAAAACGGUGUGUAUUAAUCCGACGUUUCUAAAUCCUGACACCGAGCAAUGGCAAGUCCACUACUCAUCGUGCCCUUUCCUUGGCUAUCUUCCAUUAUCGCAAGAAGAACUAAUAACGUCAGUCAAAGACAAAAUUCUUCUACCCACCUGCCAGAAAAUUCUGAAAAACACACUGGCUUCCUACCGAAGUCGUAUUGCAGACAUCCAAGUAUUUUUCCACUUAGAAGAUGCCCUGGAAUUUUGUUUCACGGACGCAAACAAGUUUGACGUCAUCGACUGUUCUAACCUCGUGGAUCGUGUCGGACUUGCUAAUCUCCUCAACGCUGCAAGUGGAAAAUUGUCGAAUAAUCCGGGAGCCAUUUUGUUUACUGUAAGUAGGGGUUGGACCGAAUUCGCUCCUACUGUAGAGAUGUACGUCGAGCAUGUUCUUUGCUGCCCUUUGAGGAUGAUCCCAACGAUUUAUGGAUUAAAACUGAAUGAGCACGUGGAACUUGGAUCUCGGUGUCCACCCAGUUUGCAUUUUGCCGUCCCGGCAAAUCUUUCUUGGCAGAAAGCAAUUCCUUUUCAAAACGUUGUUAUGUCUUCUUCCUCCACUUUGACGGAUUUUUUGAACAAGCUGGCCCAGAAAUGUUUUGUUGGCGAGCGCUUUCCAAACCCCAGUCAGGUUUUAAGUUACCAAAUGGCAUUGUCAGAGAGGCAUCAUUUCUCUCCGUUAACAUUUCACUACAUCGUCAGCUCCAUGAGGCAGCGCCUUGGAGGAGAUCACUGGAUUAAAUAUGCUCUCCUAUCGGAAAUUUCUCCCCUUUUCAACAUGACAAGACGUACAUCGGAGGCCUGGGAAAAGGGCCUGGGAAUUUUGAAGAUGACAGCAGAAAUACCCAUCAACUCUAUUAAUAGAGAUGCAUUAAAGGUUUUAAUUCCGCAAUUGGGUUUAGCCACUUUUCGCUUGGCUCUUAUGCCAUGUAGUCCUUCUACAAGCCAUUUUAUUCACGGAAUCACUCGCAAGUAUACAAACAUCACUUUUUCCGGUACUAUUGGAUCUUACAUCAUCGACAAUUUCUCACUAGAAAUUAACGAAAAAAGCGAGAAAAUUGUCGCUACCUUUUUAAUUGCGUCUGAUCACAACCUUCCUGAAGUGUACAGUGGAUACGUGAUUGAAAGUGUGAAUCAUUGUCCUGUGCUCAGUUUCGGUUCUCUGAAAUCCAUGCACACUGAAAAGUUUCAUCUUCCUUACCCGUUUUCUCGUCCAACACCUUCCCCUGUGUUUGUUCCCAGUCCUGGUGUAUCGUUCAUGAAAGUCGCCAGUUGUACCGAGUGCGAGCAUCAAUUUAAACUGAAGAUAAUCUUCAAUUGCAACGAAACUGUUACAGGACUAACGCUUUCCACCGAUCAAUUACUACCGUGCAAGUCUGCACAUCAAGUUACUCUAUCUCUAAACCAGCCUUCCAAAUCGAAUUCUUUGACUUUGUCAUUUCCUUAUCCUAUUCUUGUCCCUGGACUCAGCUGUACUCUUCAUCUUAAAGACCGUUUUAUUGACCUUAUAUUGAAGAAAGGAUGGUGGGAGCCGUGGCCGGUUGAGUUCCAAUCGAACGAAGAAUGGAAAUGGAAUGUUGAUUCUUUGAAACCUUGGAAAAAUUAUGUGAGCCGUUCCAUUCCGGGAGUUGACUGCACCACGUUGAAUUUCCAUCUCCAAUCGCAAUUUAUCUUGGAUUUUAAAUUGAACGAUCCAAGACCAAGAGAUGUAUCUCCAGUCAUAGAACCUUCCCACUGGAAUUUAAGGGCUGAGCAAUUGAACGAGAGAGAAGCUAUGAAUCGUCAACUACGGAUUGGUGCAUCUUGGUUUUAAUCCACAAGCCCCUUCUCAUAUCUCCUCUUGGCAGUCCGAUUCGAUUGUUGACUGUGAUUGACAAACAGAUGGCUAAUGUCCUUAUGGAACAGAAAAUGUUAAAUGAGGAGACAUACGCGAAGGGAUACAAUGGAAUUAUCGGCUGUAUUACAGGAAAAACGGGCGAAAUGAUCUCUGUUGAACCCUACGAAUUGCUGCUAUGGAACUUGAUUUUGAGACUCAACUCGACUAAAAUCGUGCCCGGUUCAGAGCAAACAAUACUCCUUCCUUCGGGAAUGAACAGCUCUUGGUUGUUUGCUACCUUCAUGUCUCCGCUUUACGCCUAUGCUCCUGCUCAUCCAAAUAGUAUCCGCGCGGUGUUGUCUACACUUGCCGACGAAAAUCGCUGUGGAGCUUGCAAGAAAGACCCCCAAAUUCCGAAGCGUUGCAGUCGCUGCCGUUCCAUCGUUUAUUGCAGUGUCGAGUGUCAGCGCAGUAAUUGGCCGCAACACAAACUGCUGUGUAAACGCAACUAGUAAAAACAAACCAGCACAUCCCAAGUCCGUUCUUGUUCAAUUUUUCAUUGUUAAUUUUGCGGUAAAUUUAAUUUUCAUACCACAAUCUUAUUGGAAUGUUGAUAAGCAAGUGUUUUGAUUGUUGAUGCCGACUGUUUUUUCAUGGAAAUUGGUUUAAAUUGUUCAAUUCAGAAUAAAAUUUUCAUUCA
This is a messenger RNA of Daphnia pulicaria, 3560 nucleotides long. RefSeq lists its product as uncharacterized. The transcript has 4 exons. Gene Ontology annotation, biological process: regulation of transcription by RNA polymerase II. Gene Ontology annotation, cellular component: nucleus. Gene Ontology annotation, molecular function: DNA-binding transcription factor activity, RNA polymerase II-specific. The record is from RefSeq and is a predicted model, not a curated record. Bases 710 to 2857 code for a protein of 715 amino acids. NCBI's taxonomy places the organism in Eukaryota, Metazoa, Arthropoda, Branchiopoda, Diplostraca, Daphniidae.